Molecule: messenger RNA, 1113 nt
Organism: Hypoxylon trugodes
Lineage: Eukaryota; Fungi; Ascomycota; Sordariomycetes; Xylariales; Hypoxylaceae
Product: putative quinone oxidoreductase
Exons: 1
Coding region: 1-1113 (370 amino acids)
Source: RefSeq, a predicted model, not a curated record
AUGGCAUCAUCUCUUCCUACUGAACACCGAGCCCUCGUGCUCGACUCCCCCAAAGAGGGCUUCCACGUCAAGACAGUCCCAACUCCCAAGCCAGAGCUAGGCAGCGCCAUCGUCCGCGUGGAAGCCUCUGGCGUGAUCUCCUACCUUCGCGAAAUCUACAACGGAGAGCGCGGAUACGUCUUCCCAACACCGAUCGUUGGUGGCGUCAGCUCCAUCGGCCGUAUCGUAGCCCUAGGUCCUGACUCAACCGCACUCAGCGUUGGGCAACUCGUGUAUAUCGACUGCGUAAUACACAGCCGCGAUAACCCGGACCAUCUGUUCGUUUCAGCGAUCCACGAGGGUCUUUCGGAUGGUAGCCGAAAGCUAAUUCGCGAUGUGUGGCGCGACGGCACCUGGUCCGAGUACGCCAAAGUCCCGCUUGAGAAUUGCUACCCACUCAACGAGACGAGGUUGUGUGGCAGUCUUGGAUAUAAGAUCGGGGAUCUGCUGUAUAUGUGCCACAUAAUCGUCGCGUUUGGCGGGCUACGCGAUAUCAGGCUCGAGCCCGGUGAAACCGUCGUCGUUUGCCCCGCAACCGCUAAUUACGGAGGCGCCGGCGUGUUGUGUGCCGCCGCUAUGGGCGCAAGGGUUAUCGCGUGGGGACGUAACGAGGAGAAGUUGGCUCGGUUGAAGGAAUACGUGCUCAGGGGUAUCCCCAACGCGAACAUCGAGACGCUUAAGAUGACCGGUGACGAGGCCGCGGACACCAACGCAUUGAAGGCGUUUGGGACCAUUGAUGCUAUCCUGGAUUUUUCGCCGCCGGAAGCGUCUAAGUCGAAACAUGUUAGGAGCGCUAUCUAUGCUUUACGUCGACAUGGUCGUGUUAGUUUGAUGGGUUGGAACGAAGAUCCUGUCGUUUCGCUAGUCAUGUCCCACAACAUCACGUUGAAAGGGAAGUUGAUGUAUGAGCGUGAGGAUAUUAUUUUACUUAUUAAGAUGUUGGAGACGGGCUUGUUUCCUCGAGGCAAUAAUUUCGCCGACACGAAGCUUUUCAAGCUUGAAGAGUGGAAAGAAGCUCUUGACGCGGGAGCUGAUCAUACUGGUAUCGGGAGAUUUGUGGCAAUCGCCCCUUAA